Neohortaea acidophila is the source of this 1734-nucleotide messenger RNA. Its product is annotated as general substrate transporter. Gene Ontology annotation, cellular component: membrane. Gene Ontology annotation, biological process: transmembrane transport; carbohydrate transport. The transcript has 6 exons. Gene Ontology annotation, molecular function: carbohydrate:proton symporter activity. The coding region runs from base 1 to 1734 and encodes 577 amino acids. The record is from RefSeq and is a predicted model, not a curated record. Lineage: Eukaryota; Fungi; Ascomycota; Dothideomycetes; Mycosphaerellales; Teratosphaeriaceae.
AUGGUCAUCCAAACUCCCACGUACUUCCAGGAACGAGGCGUAGCCCAUCGUCUGUCGGGACGAAGCCUGUUGAUUGCGGUCAACUUGGUCGCUGGUCUUAGUAUUUUCUUCUUUGGAUAUGAUCAAGGUGUGAUGGGCGGCGUGAAUGGCAAUCGAAACUAUGCCACCACCAUGGGCUUCGGGUACUUCGACGACGCGACCGGCAUCGUCCAAGUGACCAAGCCUCUUCUGCAGGGCGGAAUCAUUGCCGUCUACUACCUCCCUGGCACGCUUGUCGGUGCCCUCUGGGGAGGUUCGCUCGGAGACAAGUACGGCCGUAUCUUCACCAUCGGCUUCGCCGCCGCGUGGGCCAUGGUCGGUGCAGCUCUGCAAUGCAGUGCUCAAGACGCCAACUGGAUGUUCUGCGCGCGCGUCUUCAACGGCAUCGGAACAGGCAUUCUCAACGCCAUCACCCCCGUCUGGGCGACAGAGACUGCCUCACACACCUCACGCGGCGCCUUCGUUUCCAUCGAAUUCACCCUCAACAUCUUCGGCGUCGUCGUCGCCUACUGGCUCGAGUACGGCACCUCCUUCUACAGCCAGAAGCUGUCGAGCUUCAUUUGGCGCUUCCCCAUCGCCUUCCAAAUCGUGCCGCUCAUCGCCCUCUUCUGCGUCGUCUGGUACAUGCCCGAGUCGCCGCGUUGGCUCGUCAAGGCCGGGCGCGAGAAGGAGGCGCGCUUCAUCCUUGGCCGUCUGCGCGGGGAGGAGAACGGAAUUGCCGAGGCGGAGUUCCAAGACAUCAGGAAUAUCGUGCAGGUCGAGAGGGAGAAUUCGCAGAACUCGAGCUACUUCUCCAUGUUCUUUGGCAUCAAGCAGGGGAAGCUGCAUACCGCGCGCCGCAUCCAAUUGGUCAUUUGGCUGCAGAUUUUGCAGGAAUGGAUCGGCAUCGCAGGCAUCACCAUCUAUGGCCCAACUAUCUUCACCCUAGCCGGCAUCAGCGCCGCCGAUCGCCAAUGGGUCAGCGGCCUGAACGACAUCACCUACAUGCUGGCCACGCUCGUCUGCGUCUUCACCCUGGAUCGUAUCGGCCGCCGCUGGACCCUCUACUGGGGCGCCGUGGGAAUGGGAAUCUGCUGCUUCUGCGCCGGUGGCCUGGCAUAUGCCACUGCCCACGCCGCUGUCGGGUCUUCGUACAAGACGCACGUAGGUGGCGCGGCGACGUUUUUCGUCUACCUCUACACCGCCAUCUUUGGUGCGACGUGGUUGACGGUCCCCUGGCUCUAUCCCGCCGAAAUCUUUCCUCUUCAGAUCAGGGCAAAGGGCAACGCAUGGGGUGUAGUCGGGUGGUCGAUCGGCAACGGAUGGUGCACACUACUGCUGCCCACCAUCUUCGCAAAACUCGGCCCGUCCACGCUGUACAUUUUCGGCGGCGUCAACGUCUUCUCCAUCAUCGUCGUCUGGGCCUUCUACCCCGAAACCAACCAGCGCACGCUCGAGGAGAUGAAUCUCGUCUUCGCGUCGGACAGCAUCUUCAACUGGGAGGCGGAGAGGAAUUUCAAGAUCCUCGUCGAGCAGAAUCCCGGACUCGUGCAGGCUGCGAGGCGCGGAAGCAGUGUGGUCGAUCCUGAGACAGGCAUGCCGAAGUCGGGCCUUGCUGUUUUGGAGCAUAGUGGGGAUGAGAAGGAUAGCGAGUAUCGACGGCCGAGCUUGGUGGCGCAGGAUGUGGGUCGUGCGGGCAGUCUUGUGGCCAAGUAG